UGCUGCUUAUCACCGUUAUACAGUACUGUAGCAUCAUGCUAAGCUAAUUCAGGUUAUAUUGUACCAAAUAUGGGGUUGUAUUAGGUACAACGGCUGAGGCUGCUACAGGCUGGUGUUGUUAGGCUCUCUGAAGAAAGGAGGAUGAUAUCGAUAUCCUCAAUUUGAGAAUACCAGUGCUGGGCUAAAUAGUGAGAUAAAGGAAUGAGAGGCACGCAUGCAUAGCACUGCUGCUUCCCAGCACUUUAUUCCUGCAUCCAAAUGAACAACAAGGCUCUCUGACCAGACAUGGGGAACGUCAGGACCAGCCCAGUCUCUAUGCCAGCGAAUGGGGAUGACACCAACACCAGCUCUGACCCCUCUCUGAGAAACAACGAUACCCUGGGAGUCCUGUCUGACUACCCCUCAGCAAACGUCAGUGAUACCCUGGGAGUCCUGUCGGAUUACCCCUCAGCAGACGUCAGUGAUACCCUGGUAGUCCUGUCGGACUACCCCUCAGCAGACGUCAGUGUGCCUCUCUUCAGGAUAGGAGAGAGACUGAGACUCCUGGCAGAGGAGGGUUACUGGUGGAGGGUUUGUUCUGUCCAAACAGGAUAUGAGAACUACAUCCCCAACAACCAUGUGGCCAAGGUCUAUCACGGCUGGUUGUUUGAAGGGGUGGCCCGACCCAAAGCAGAGGAACUGCUUCGUCUGCCCGGAAACAGAGCUGGCUCCUUCAUGAUAAGAGAAAGUCAAAAAGGUGUGUAUACCCUGUCUGUACGUCACAGGGCUAUGGUACACUAUCGCAUCAUCCGCCUUCCCAACAACUGGUACUACAUCUCUCCUGGUCUGACCUUCCAGUGUCUGGAGGACCUUGUCAACCACUACUCUGAUUGUGCAGAUGGCCUGUGCUGUCUCCUCACCACCCCCUGUCAGGCUGUAACCAAUGGCAACCUCAACCUGGCCUCGCAGGCGCCCCAUGUGGUGAUGCACAACAAUUUUGACUGGAAAGAUGUCAACAGCUCGGAGCUGACAGACCAGCCUCAUCGUUACCCUGGCAACAGAGACUCUAUGCUCAGCUUUGGCUUGCGGAACACAGUCUCCUCCUACAUGUCUCUGGGGGACAUGAGGAAGAGGAGCAGCUGGAGGAGGAGGAAGACGAGGAACACUGUGUGUGUGCCUCCCGGUCACGGACUCAGCACUACAGCACUGGAAGAGGAGGGGGAAUACGCACAAGCCAUCCAUCUGAACUCUUAAGACUGGAUAUGGGCUUAAUGUAUGGACACAUAUCCUGCUGCAUAGAGAGGACAUAUCCUGCUGUAUAGAGAGGACAUAUCCUGCUGCAUAGAGAGGACAUAUCCUGCUGUAUAGAGAGGACAUAUCCUGCUGUAUAGAGAGGACAUAUCCUGCUGUAUAGAGAGGACAUAUCCUGCUGUAUAGAGAGGACAUAUCCUGCUGUAUAGAGAGGACAUAUCCUGCUGUAUAGAGAGGACAUAUCCUGCUGUAUAGAGAGGACAUAUCCUGCUGCAUGGAGAGGACAUAUCCUGCUGUAUAGAGAGGACAUAUCCUGCUGUAUAGAGAGGACAUAUCCUGCUGUAUAGAGAGGACAUAUCCUGCUGUAUAGAGAGGACAUAUCCUGCUGCAUGGAGAGGACAUAUCCUGCUGUAUAGAGAGGACAUAUCCUGCUGUAUAGAGAGGACAUACCCUACUGUAUAGAGAGGACAUACCCUACUGUAUAGAGAGGACAUACCCUACUGUAUAGAGAGGACAUACCCUACUGGACUAUACCGUGAACGUAGAAGAAAACUGUGAUGGCUGUCACACUGCAUGAACAGUGACAUUCGUACUAUUAACACAAGGGUGUUACUGUUUGACACCCUAAACUAGUUAUAAACAGAUGGAAUGGUUAAGACCGUUACUGUAAUAACAUUACUUACACAUAACGGCUUAGUAACACAUCCAAAAUAGCCCUAUUUCCCAUAGAGUGCACUACUUUUGAUAGGGCUCUGGUCAAAAGCAGUACACUAUAUAGGGAAUAGGGUGCCAUUUGGGACUCUUAGUAAAGGUCAGUGAGGAUCAGGGUCACAGGU
Messenger RNA from Coregonus clupeaformis (lake whitefish), 2066 nucleotides. RefSeq names its product src-like-adapter. The record is from RefSeq and is a predicted model, not a curated record. NCBI's taxonomy places the organism in Eukaryota, Metazoa, Chordata, Actinopteri, Salmoniformes, Salmonidae. The transcript is spliced from 7 exons. Gene Ontology annotation, molecular function: protein binding. Bases 286 to 1233 code for a protein of 315 amino acids.